AUGGACGCCCGCGGUUACAGCAGAGACAAGGCCGAUCAUUGCGCAAACGGGGAAGGUGGAUGGAUCAUGGAUCAUGGAUCAUGGAUCACCGAGACAGUGUCUGACGCUCUAGUUUUCCCACUUCCCUCCACCAAAAGGGGGUCACGGUGGCACCUGUCCAGUACGCGAGACGCGAAUCUAUCCCUGGGUGUGGUUGUCGUCGCCUUGUCAGGAUCCAGGAACGUUUCGGCGGAUACCGUCCAGAGGCGCAGUGAUGGUGGAAAAGCUGAAAUCAGGCCACCGACUCAGUCAAUCAACGUGGACAGCUGA
Molecule: messenger RNA, 309 nt
Organism: Aspergillus melleus
Lineage: Eukaryota; Fungi; Ascomycota; Eurotiomycetes; Eurotiales; Aspergillaceae
Exons: 1
Coding region: 1-309 (102 amino acids)
Source: RefSeq, a predicted model, not a curated record